AGCUAGCGGUUAGCAUUGCAAAAUACGGGAGUAUAAAAUUCAGUUCGUGGUUAAGAAUUUGUAACUUUUUACACAUCUCACUUGAAUGUUAGUUUUAUUUAUUGUGUUUAGUUGACGUUAUUGUUUUGGCCGUGAAGAAGUUUUAAAGGAUAACGCUAGCGGUUAACUAACGGUAGCUGAUGGCUCAAUUUGCUGCGCUUUGCUAGCCAACUAGUAUGGAAUUGCAAGGGGUUCCGGUGGACUUCUCUUUUAAAUAUAUCAGCACAAUGAGAGAUGUUUUGUCAGAGGAGCCGAAUCCAAGCAUGCGUCCAUUGAGGAAGAACUCAAAGGGGAAGUUCAGCAGCAGAGCUCUCCGAUUGAACAACAACAUAAUCACAGAGCUGACAGGGCUGACAGACAUACUCUCUGCUGUUUUUGUGGAGCCCACAUGCCUCGCCUGGCUUGACCUCUCCUUCAACGACAUCUCUCACAUCCAUCCGGUCCUCACAGAGCUUGUAGAGCUGCGGAUGUUGAAUCUCCAUGGCAACAGUAUAUGUAACCUCUCUGAGGUUGACAAGCUGAGAACAUUGCCGCUCUUGCGCACCAUCACGUUGCAUGGUAACACCAUAGAGAAAGAGCGUGGCUACAGGGGAUAUGUGAUCUCUACUCUUCCUCACCUGAAGAUGAUGGAUUUUAAUGCCAUCACCAAGCAGGAGAGAGUCAUGGCCUCCAUCUGGCACAAAGGCAGAAAGAGUUGUGAAUCUUCCAUCCACAGCACAGAAGGCUGAGGCGUUGCCAUGGAAACAGCAUCUUUGUGAUUGGCUGCCAUGUAGCUGCUUUUUAAGUAUCAUGUGGAGUAAAUAUCAACGUGUGCA
This is a messenger RNA of Electrophorus electricus (electric eel), 854 nucleotides long. RefSeq names its product leucine rich repeat containing 51 (gene lrrc51). NCBI's taxonomy places the organism in Eukaryota, Metazoa, Chordata, Actinopteri, Gymnotiformes, Gymnotidae. The record is from RefSeq and is a predicted model, not a curated record. Gene Ontology annotation, molecular function: protein binding.